GAGUAGUUCACUUCUGUUCGGUGUGGUGUUGCGGUGAUUUUGAGGGACCAGCUAAAGAGAGCGAGAGAGAGGAGAGAGACAGAGAGAAAGAGAGAGAAAGAGAGAGAGAAAGAGAGAGAGAGAGAGAGAAAAAGGGGGGAGAGAAAGAAGAGAGAGUAAGCUCUUACGCUCGCACGCGCUCAUCAAGGGUGCGAGAGAAGAACCUGGGUUCCCUUUGAAAGACGAUCAUCGCAUCCGGAGCGAGCACGUAGAUUUGUCGUAAAUCUGCGGUAGAUACGCGUCCGACACGGUGCGAAAUAACUAACUAAAUCGACCGUACAUCGAGAGGAGAUCACGUCGCCGCAUCGAGCCAUCAGGGUCGUCCGUCGUCGACGACCGUGCUGGAUAGGGUACGGAAGAAGAGUGCCGACAUGUCGGCGUUGAACGCCGCGCUUUGUAGACGCGGGAUAAUCCUCUGGCUGGCCGUCGUUCUACUGCUUGCGUCACGAUCCACGCAUUCUGCACCGGUAUAUGACCAGGAUACCACACAGAUCGCAGAGUACGAUGGAGCCACCCCUGGAUGUUACUUCAACUACCAGCGGUAUCAAGAAGGCGAUAGGAUCAUGACAAGUGAACCAUGUCUAAACUGUACGUGCCACAACCGAAUGUUGAUGUGCUACUUGAAGGUUUGUCCCUUCACGAAAGCGAUCGGUCAGGAUUGCACGGUGGAGAAACGUCCGGAUCAAUGUUGCCCUGUGAUCACUUGUCCGGAAGUACCAGUUCAACUAUUGACAUCAACAACAAGUGCACCGGAAUCCACGGAAGUCGGAUUCCAUGACAAUUAUGGCUGCCAUGUCGACGAAAGGUUUUAUGCAGACGGCGCUAUGCUGCCAUUGGAUCACCACAAUCCUUGUGAACUUUGCUAUUGCAUUAGAAAUAGAACCACUUGCGUUAUGCAAGAGUGUACUUUACAAGUGGCUGGAUGUAAACCUGUCUAUCAACCGGGUGUAUGCUGUCCGAUCAAAUACAAUUGCGAAUACGAUGAGGAAUCUAGCACUACGGUUGGUUCAACUCCCGGUCUCAUCAUGACCACAACACUACCUCCUGGCAUGUUACCUCAAUGUUAUUACGAAGGUAAAGUUUACGAAGACGGUGAUUUGAUUUACUCCACUCAGCCUUGUCAGCAUUGCUAUUGCUUCCGAGGCGAGAUCGCUUGCGCUGUGCAAAAUUGUGGAACGCCGAUGCAAGAGCAUGGAAAGAAUUGCACGGCUUUACCGCCGCCAGAAGGAGAAUGUUGUCCAACCAUAUAUGAAUGUGAAGAAGGAAUCACUACAGUACGAGAUGAAGGUGAAGAACAGUUUCCGGAACAAGUACCACAUGGUCAAAUGACUGAAUCUCCUAUACUGAUUGAUCAGGAAGAUCAACAAACGAAGGGCGAACAUCCUCAAGAAGAAGCAUUCCCAGGUAUCGACAAUAAUAUACCGUAUGCUCAAGAAGAAGAAGACAAAACUGUUCAAGGAACUAUCGAACACAUUACCCAGGGACACAUUCCAUCUACCGAAAAACCUGAAGAGGAAACCGCAACACUGAUAGAAAAUAUAGAAAUUACUACUGCUGAGAAAGAAGUUAUUCCUUCUCAUGAACAUAUUACCGAAACUUCUCCUGAGAUAACAUCGGAAAAGGCAGAGGAACUGCCUUCUGAAACAGAAGCAACAAAAUUAGGAGCACCUACGACAGUACAAGGAACUGAAGAAAGUUUAGUUACUGAAGCACCUGCCACUGAAUUACCGGAAGUUUCGUCUAUCGCAGAAGGCUUGCAACCCGAAGAGGAGUUAACAACAGAACACGUACCUAAAGAACAUGUAAGUACAGAAGAGAAUAUAAUUGAAGAGGAACAUAGUACUCCCGCCGCCACUGAAAGGGGACAAUCGAUCGAACCUUCCAUUAGCGAAACAACUCAAACCGAAGGUCCGAUAAAAGAAGAAGAGACUACUAGUCCGCACGAAGAAUUGUCAACGCAAACACAAGAAGAGAUAACACAAGAAGGACAAAUUAGUUCAGAAAAACCAGAGAGUUCAACUAAAGCCAUUGAGAAAACAACAUCGCCAAUCGAAGAGCUUGGUAUCAGCACUGUCUCUGAAUCUGUUAGCGAGCAACCAAAGGCAGGUGAAGGUAAACCAGAAACUAUGCCAGGUGUACUCUUAGCAACAGAAACGGAAUCACCGAAAGAAGAAGAAACUGUGACUUCUGCUCACGAGGUAUCCACUGAACAAAUCACUACUGAAAGAGAAGAGGUGUCGCAUCCAACGGAAACCGCUGUUACGGAACAGUCAACUGAAAUAAGUGGCCCUUCUAAAGAACAACCUGUUGAAGAACAGAAAUCAGUGAUAAGCGAAGGUGAAAAGGAACAACGACCGGAAGAGACAACAUCCGAACACGCAAUAAUUGAAGAGCAAGCCACUGUUGGCGCUAAGAAAGAAGAUGCCGGUUUGACUGAGAGCUCAGUAACUAGUGAAGAAUCUCUCGUCACGGAAGUGUCACAUACAGAAGAAAAAUCAACUCCGGAAAUUCCAGCUCAAGGUCCAACUAGCAUACCGAUUCCCGAACGAAGUCCAGAACAGAAAGCAGAAGAUGGGAGCGUAUAUCAUGUGACAGAAGACUAUCACGGUGUCACUCAUCCGGAAAUUAGUCCCGAUAAUCUCAUAACUGAGGUUCCGCAGAAAAUACCUGUGACUCAUCUCCCGCAGGAACAAGAGACUACGCUAGCUCCAUCAGAAGAAACUGCAAAAUCAAUUGCGACGGAAGAUAUUGAAGUUUCAACGGAAGGAACGACAAAAUCAAUAGAAGAAGUUACGGAAAUAAAUCUAUCAACUGAGAGUAAAUCUGAAAUCACUACAGUUUCUGAAGAAACACAAAGCACACCUGCUGUCAUCGAAGUUCAGAUUAGCACAGAAUCUUCUACAGAUAUUAUUGCUCAAAGAAUACCAGAAGAAGAAGCACCUGAAAAAUCUACUGUGCCAGAGGAAACAGUAAGUGAAGUACCACAAACGGAAAUUCAGUUAACAGAAAAGUCUCCUAAUACUGAAGAAAUGCCCACAAAAGAACUUGAAGAAUCUAGUGAAAGUUCUGGGAAAGUCAGCAGUGAAAAAGAAAUGCAACCAAAGAAGGAAGAAGAAACACAACCUCCAAUCGUAACAGAACCAGAAACAGCUUCCGAAAUAUCCACAACUAUUCCAGCGGAACAUUUAACAGUGCCUUCAGAUCUUGAGAAAGAACAUACAACAGAAGAUGAAUAUGUUACUACCAUUAUUUCUUCUACUGAGCAAUCAACGCACGCUCCACAAGUUGAAGAGAAAGAAACUGAAAUAAUUCCUAUUGAAAAAGAAGAAACAAUUACUGAAAAACCAGUUGAGGAACAUGUUACGGAACAUCCCAUUACAACACCAGACAUAAUUGGUGAAAAAGAAAAAGAAUUACAAACUGAAGAAUCUUUGAAAGAGGAGCAAACCACGGAAGCGAUAAAGAUGGAAGAAGAACAUACAACACGAAUUCCUGCCGUUAAAGAAGGAAUAACUGAGCAACCCGAACAAUAUUCUACAAAGAAAGCUUUGGAAGAAGCUGCUGUUAUGGAAAGUCAUGGUCCAGAGGAAACAGAAAGUACGAAAGCCGUGUCAACAGAAAGUGCAGAACAACAAACUACUGUUACUACAGUAACAGAAAAGAAACCAACUGAGGAAACUGUGGAAUUAAAACCAACAGAAAUUAUCGGCAUUGAGCAAACAGAAUUGCCCGUUGAACAUAUCACCGAAGCAGAUAAAAUUGAAGAAGAAGGUGAAGAAAAGAUUUCUGUGCCUGUAUCCACAGAGGGAAUACAAACAGCAAUUCCUGAAAUUGAAACUGAAGCCACUGAGAUAACGGCGGAACCAGAAAAGAAGCAGACUGAGACUCCUGUCAGUGGAAUACCAAGUCAGCCUCCGAUUCCUUCAGAUCGCAAAGAAGAUCAGGAACCGAUUGAACCAGAACUAAACGAAGAGCAAUUAACACAGAAACCCGAGAAAGAAAUAACUGUGUAUGAAGAACCACAGAAACCGACAGUUCUUCCUGAAGAAGAAAUAUCUCACAUUCCAUCUUCGGAAGGUACUAUUACCGAAUCUGUUUUGCCGGAAGAAAAACCGGUUGAGGGUAGUACAACAGAAUCUACUAUUGGCGAAGUUAUUACUUCAGAACAGCCUGAAAUAUCGAGUGAACAACCGGAAGAGGUCACAACCAAACUAUCCGGACAGGAGGAACAGACUCAAGAGCCAAUUACUGAAAAACAGCCUGAAUUAUCGAGUGAACAACCGGAAGAGGUCACAACCAAACUAUCCGGACAGGAGGAACAGACUCAAGAGCCAAUCACUGAAAAACAACCAGAAAUUCAUGAAAAAACAGAGAUUGAAGCAUCCAGUCCUGCAACUCAUGAAGAAUCUUCGACUUCUGAAGUUCCUACAGAAUCAGUUGAAGACAUAGGUGUCAGUAAGACAACCAAAAUCGCGGAAAGUGAAGGUACGACGAUUCCAGUAUUAAUUUCUGAAGCAUCAACUGAACUGUCUGGACUUGAAGAAUUUACGGAGCAUGAAGUUCCUAUCGAGAAAGAAGUUACACCUGCAACCGAAUCUAUACCUUCGGAAAAAGAACAGCCAGAAAUACAAGAGCAAGUCACGCAAUCAUCACUAAAGGAAGAAACGCCAAUUACGGAAAAAGAUGAAACGGAAAGUCCAGCUGAAAUAUCCACAGAAGAAGGUAUAAUUUCUGAAACACCUAAAGUAUCGAUUACCGAACAACCAUUGAAAUCCGAACAAGAAGAAAUUAUUCAAAAAAUGAUUACGGAGAUGCCGGAACAUGAAGAAAAAGAGAUAUAUUCAACGGUUGUUCCAAAAGAAACAACUCAAUAUACAACAAUCAUUCCAGAAGAAAUUUCUGUAGCAGAAGAAAGUACAGAGUUCACAUCUCGUCCGUCGGGUAUUCCAGGAGAAGGUAAUUGUCUUGUUGAAGGACAAUCUUAUAGCAAUAAUUCAGCCGUUCCACCAGCAAAUGCGUGUCAGAUCAGUUGUCAUUGUAUUAGCAGUAUUGUACAAUGCGAACUCGUGCAAUGUCCUGCCCCGCCAGCGCAUCUAUCGAAUUGCAUGCCGGUUCACACAAACGGAGAAUCUUGCUGUCCAAUGUAUGCUUGUGAUUCCACACCGACUGCUGAAUUGGAAUCCGAUAGUCAUGUAAUCGAACCUGUUUCCGGAGAAGAAGAAAUUCAGAAGACUGUUUCGCCUACGGAAAUACCAGAAGAAGCUGCAACAGAAUCGAGUACAUUAGCUGGUGAAAUUAGUACUUCGAAGUUACAACCUGUAGAAAUCACUGUUCCUUCUAUUACAUCUGAAGAAGAAACAGCAACUGAGAAACAACAGACCACUCUCAAACCUAUUGAAACGGUUUAUGAACAGCCCACUACAGUUCGACCUAUCGAGCAAUAUCCUGAGGAACACACUAUUAGUUCGGUACCAGAGACAUCACAAGAAUCCUCCAGUCAAAUACCUGAAGAACAUACUGUGUCACCAAUUAUACCAGUAGAAACUACUGAAAGCAAAAUCAGUGAGGAAGGCAUAACAGAAUCAGCGGGUUUGACCGAACAACCGCAGGAAGAGACUGGACAAAAACAGAUUCCUAUUAGUGGCGAAGCAAUUACUUCCACGCAGAUGCCUACCGAACAGGAAUCUCACAGCACUGAAAAACCUGUUACGGUUCCUAGUUUGACAGAAGAGAAAGAGACUUCUGUUCCUGUCGAAGUAGAAGAAAGUUCAAUACCUAUUGAGAAAGGACAAGAAGUGACAACUACAGCAGCUAGUAAAGAAACUAGUAUGCCGACCAAAGAACAGGAAAAACCUACCGAAGAAGAAGGUAUCGAACAACAAUCUACAUUUAAACCAAUUGAAAAAGAACAACCAGAAGAAGAAAAAGUUUCAUUAAAGCCAAUUUCUGAAGAACCUGUUACCGUCGAAGAACAGGAAAUAUCUACGAAAUCGGAAGAAAUUUUAACGGAGAAACCAGGAAUUCAAGAGGAACAAAGUUCCGAAACUUCAGUUCCUGAAAUACAGUCAACGACUGAACAUAAGCUCGAGAGUGAAACUGAAAAAGAAAAAGAACACGAGAUUACAUCAACUGAAACUGUUCAAACCGAGGAACCAGAAAGUCAAACAAAAUUACCUAGUAUUGUUCCAAGUGAAAUUGAAACACAGGAGCCAAUUAUACCUACUGCUGAAUCGACGACAUUGAUACAUGAUCAUACCGUAAGUGAGGAGGCGUCAACAAAGGAAUAUACAACUAUAAAAUCUGUAGAAAUUUCUGAAGAAAGCACAAAGACAGAGUCGGAAAUUACAACUCAAACUCCUGCAACUGAAGAAGAACAUGUUACUGUUGCUAUCUUGCCUGAAACAGAAACGCCUAUCGAGGGAACUACUAAACUAGUCGAAGAAUCUACUCCUGAAGUUUCCCAUGAAGAAACAUUAUCUGAAACAACAGAAAGCGCAAUAGAAAAGGAAAUUACAGAAUAUCCUGGAAAACAAACAGAACCAUCAAUUAUAGAGCACGAAGAAGAACCGUCAACUACAAAAUUGCCCGAAGAAAAGCCAUCGGAAACUGAAUCUUCAGUUAUUAGCGAGGAACCAGCGAAAACUGAACCUACUGAAGAAUAUGAGAAAUCUACUGAAGAAUAUGAGAAACCUACUGAAACUAGCGUUGCUCAGGAACUAGGAAGUACGCAAGUUUCCGUUGAGAAGCAUCCAGAAACUACACCCGAAAUUGAAUCUCAUACGCCUGAAUUACCUGCCGAAGAGCAUACUGAGGAAAUAUCAACGAUAUCUGCAUCUGCAGAAGAAAAAGCUGACGAACAACCCACUACACCGAUCGUAAAGGAAACUGAGUCAAGUUUGAGUGAAGCGGAAACUGAACAGCCUGUUAUUUCAGAAUCUGAAACAUCAGUUGUAGAAGAGGAACACGUCACUGUUCCAAUUGUAGAGCAAACUUCAAAAUCUGAGUAUCCUAUCGAGGAACAGACUGUUACUUCUCCCAGCGAAGAAAAAAUAACGGAAAGCGUUUCGACAGAAGUUAUACCAGUAACGAGUCAAGAGGAACAAAUAACUGACAAGACAAUAGAAAGUGUUAAACCAGAAACACAGUUACCUGAUUUAGCGGAGGAAUAUACUGUUGUUCCUGAAAUUUAUAAAAAAGAUGAAGAACAGAAACCUGAAAUCGGAACAACGGAAAAACCUGGUAAAGAGGAAUCAACUACGGUUCCGGAAUUAACAGGUGCAGGUGAGAAAGAAACGGAAGAAGCUGUUAAAGAGGAAGCUGUGACAUCUAGUACUAUAGAAGAGCAUACCACACAAGAGCAUACCACACAAGAGGAAAUCGAAUCAAUUGUAAAAAUACAUGAAACAACAAUUAUUCCAAAAGAACAGAAGCCGGAAGAAGAAGGUCAAAUUACCGAAGCUACUUUACCGGACCAUCCAGUGAGUGAAGAAGCGAUAACCGUGACAAGUUUGACACCCGAAGAAUAUUCAAUUGAACCGGUAAAGACAGAAGAACAAAGUACUCAUGAAUCUGAAUAUCAGACAACGCUAUCUACCGCAGAAGUAUCGCAGCCAGUGACCGAAGUAGAGAAACUUCCACCCGAAGAAGAAACUGCUACAGCUGAAAGUACAGAGAAGCCAGAAGAACCUGUCACAAAACUUGAGAUGAGUUCAACCGAAAAGCCUGAGGAAAUUCCAUUUGAAACGGAAAAGCCUGAGGAAAUUCCACUUGAAACGGAAAAACCUGAGAAAAUUCCACUUGAAACGGAAAAGCCUGAGGAAAUUCCAUUUGAAACGGAAAAGCCGAUUGAACCAGAAAGAGAAACAGAGCCGCCCGAACAAGGUGAAACCACUACAAAAGCAAUUGAAAGCGCAGUAACCAAAGAAAUAUUACCAGAAGAACCGGUUUCAGUAGAAGUGACUCCAAAAGUUGAAGAGAAACCGACAGAAGCUUCUACAGCAGGAGAAGAAGAGGAAGUACAUUCUACCCAAUCCACAGAAACUACUUCUGUUUAUAAGGAAGAACAAUCAUCGAUAACUAAAUUAGAGCCUACUGAAAGGCCUCUUCCUUCUGAGGAAGAAACCUCUGCUGGAGAAAUUCAGCCUAGCCAACCAGAAGAAAGCGAGGAGGCCCAUUCAACUGUAUCCGAAGAGGGUCAUCCGAGUAUGACCGAAGAACCUCAAUUUACUACGGAACAUGUGCCCGAACAUGUACCUAUUACGACAAAAACAGAAGAGCAUCCGGAAGUAGAAGUACCAGGAACUAUUGCAACCGAAGGUCCAAUCAAGAUUUCUAGCGUGAAACCAACUGAAUUUCCUGAAGAGACAACUACCGUCGGACCAGAAGUAGUAUCAGAAGUAUCCGAAUCCCAAAUCCCGAUAAAAGGAGAAGGUCCGCAUCCGGAAAUGCCGGUUGAAGAACCUAUUAUAAAAACACAGCCAAUACCCACGGAAUUACCAACUGGAGAAAUUACGGAAGAGAUUCCUGAAGAAGAACCCAUUCAUCCACAAGAAGGUGAAGAGCAGACUCACAUUGACCACUUCCCGGAGGCUACCGUGAAACCAGAAACUGAUUAUGGUUUCCAUGAACAACGACCAGCGACUACUCCUCAUAUUCCGGAAUAUCCUGAUCAAAGCGGAAUAUCGGGUGAAGACAAUUCUCACUUCCCCAUACCCGGCUAUCCGAAUCCCGACGACGACUAUGGCGAGGAUGAUUAUGGAGGACCGGGAACUUGUCGAUACGGCGGCAAAGUUUACGUUUCGGCACAACAGAUACCGAGAGACGACCCGUGCGACUUCUGUUUCUGCUUCAGGAGUGACAUCAUCUGUCUCCAACAAAGUUGUCCACCGCCUAUUCCGGGCUGCCAUGAGGAACCGAUCAGCGGUUUCUGCUGUCCCAGAUACGAGUGUCCCGUAUCAAUGGCUACGGCUCUUAAUUUGACUACUACCACUACUACGACCACGACCACGUUACCACCGCACUUUCCCGCGCACGCUUAUAAAGGAGCCGCGAGGCGAAGCGGUUGUCAACUUAGUGGCCAUGCCUAUCGAGUGGGAGAAGUCAUUAAAUCGGCGUCUAAUCCUUGCCUUCGCUGCAUUUGUGGAAAUGAUGGUAAAAUGAAAUGCGAUCCGCAAGUAUGCAGUCCGGAACCAAUGCUAAGGCAAAUGAUAGCUGCGACUACAGACGCUAAAAGAAGGAGAUGAGCCGCCGAAUUGGAUCAAGGGAUUCAUCUUUACAAAGAAGCAUAUAUGAGGGCGAAAAAGUCGACAACAGGAAAAAAUUCAGUGUUGUAUAAAAGUGAAUGAAAAUUAUUCUAAACUACCUAAACAUUUCGCGCGAAACACAGACAAUAUUGUGCUUCGACGAUUACGAACUGAGUGGCCAAAACGUAAACGUUUAUAUUAAUAAUAUUAUAUUAUGUUAUAUAUAAAUAAAAGAGAAAGAGCAACGGAGAAAGAAAAAAUGGAGGAGGGGAGGAGGCAUACGGAUUGGAGAAUCAUAGGAGAUUAAUUGUGUAUUAAGACGUGUUAUCGGUGCUAAUAUGCGAACACGAAAGGAGAAAGUUAGACAUGGAUGUAGAAAAUAUAGACAAAAAAGUCGAAAAAAGAAAAAAAUUUGUCGUGUAACGAACAUAAUUCCGCGUUCUGUCUCGCGUGGGAUAUUUUAUAUAUGCCCUAAAAAGACGAAAAAGAGAGGAAAUUACUGAACGUACGAGACUUAUGACUGUGCCUUUAUCAGUGUCGAAUAUGGCAUUGGUUUCGUUUCGGCAACGAGCGCCGUCCGCAGCCACGGUCAUCGUCGUCGGUAUUAAAAAAAAAAGGAAACACGAAAAGAGAGAGUUGCGAUCAUAACUCGUAAUGGGGAGGAAAAAAAGAAGAAAAAAAAAAUGCAAUGAAUGCAUUUUGUAUGAUAAAUAAGAAAUGAAUAAAAAGAUAAAAGGAAGAAAAUAGAAUCGAAAGAAGAAUUCAAUACGCCGGCCGAAUGAGUCGUGCAAUAAUAUUGAAAUAGCGAAGGAGAAUCGUACGAAGGAUACCUCAAUUCGCAAAUUGUUUAGCAAGUUAGAAGCUUUUUUAACGUUUUUUCUAUGCAAACUAUACGUCCAUGGUAUUCCUCCUACGAUGCAACGUCGUAAAUUGAAAAAAAUGGGGAAGAAACGAGAUCACGAUAUUCGGCAUAUUCUUACUGCUUUUACGGUGUCACUGCGACAAUCUUAAGCGACGAUGAUAUAUGUAUUUGCUAUGCGAUCGAGCGUGUUCUGGAUCGUUUAUUCGGCUGCUAUGUAUGUCCCAAACGACCGGGUCACAUUACUCAAGUUUGCUGACGUUCAUGCGCACUCGGACACGAUCGAGAUUAUGGAUCGGCAUAACUAGAGCCGGCCGUGCUUCCAGUAUUCUUAAGCAGCAAAGAUCUUAUUCUUUUUGAAGAAGAACUUCCGAUUAAGCUAUCUUUUUUCUUCCUUUUUUAAUUGAUAUGCCAACACCAUACAUAUACAGUGCCAACGAUCGUAUCCCAGUGCGCGUGCGAGUGUGUGUACGUGCGUGUGUAUGCAUGGUGCAUGUGAUAUGUUAAUGGAGAGAAAGAGAGAGCGAAAGAGAGAAAGAGAGAGAGAGAGAGAGAGAGAGAGAAAGAAAGAGAGAAAGCCAGAGAGACGAAAGAUACACGCAUCUCAAAGCUCAAACAGCGGCUCGCGCGGAGGACCGAUCCGAGAAUUUGCUUCUCCGGCGAGCUGGCGUCAUUAUAUAUAAAUAUAAAUAUAAAUAUAAAUAUAAAUAUAAAUAUAUAUACAUUUAUAUAAUUCUUUAUAUACACUGUACCCUCCUCUGAUGAUAAUACUUAACGAUAACGAUGUUCUAUACGUUUGUACGAAAGUAUAGCUGUUAAGAGAUGAGAGAUAAUCGCCCGUACCGGUUCUUCAGUCUCAAAGUAUCGCGUUAGAAAAGAGAAAACGAUAAAAUCUUCGGAAUCUCUUUUUAAGUCAAUUAUUUAUCUUGAUAGCGAUGAUACUCGACUCGUAUGAUCAUCGUUUAAUAAUGAAAGCAACGUCACGCUUUGAGACUCUGGAACUCUGCAGGCUCUUUUUAGUGUAAUAAAUAGAACGAAUGUUUUGUAUAUAUAUAUACAUAUAUAUAUACAUAUAUAUGUAUAUAUGAUCGCACGAAAUACUGCGCAUACUGUCUGUAUAAUAAUGGAACGAAGACGAGUCAACUUUCGGUCUUCCUGAUAUCAGCGGCCCGUUAAUCCUAGUUACUCAUUUAUUAAUAAUUAAUUAAGCCCGUAUCUGCCCCUGGGACAACAGCUUCUCGCGAAGAACUAUCAUGAAAGCGUUUUCCUCUUUUUCUUCACGUAAAGGAUCUCUUUCGACAUGAAAGAUCAACGUAUUCAUGGAGCUUCCACGACAACUCGAUCGUGAUAUACAAAGUGGCCAUAUUAUUACUGUCACUGUUUUCAGACGUGAAUGAAACAAAUUUCCCAUGCAAUAAUCGAUAAUAAAUUUUUGAUACACGUAUAAAA
Molecule: messenger RNA, 11589 nt
Organism: Acromyrmex echinatior (Panamanian leafcutter ant)
Lineage: Eukaryota; Metazoa; Arthropoda; Insecta; Hymenoptera; Formicidae
Cellular component (GO): extracellular region
Molecular function (GO): protein binding
Source: RefSeq, a predicted model, not a curated record